AUGCGCGUCAAGGUGAUCAGCCGCGUCGAGGAGGACUACACGCGCGAGUGUAAGACGGAUGCGCUCAGGGUGCACCGAAAUCUCGAUCCCGAGCUCCGGCCGAUGCAGCGAGCGACGGAGUACAAGCGAGCGCUGAACGCGGUGAAGCUGGACAAGGUGUUCGCCAAGCCGCUCGUCGGGCAAUUCGGUGGACACGCGGACGGUGUGCUGUGCAUGGCGAAGUCGCCGACGUCGUUGACGGAGUUGGUGAGCGGCGAUGCGAGCGGGGAGAUUCGAAUCUGGGACGUGCCGAGUAGGAAGACGUUGCGAAUACUGAGCGGACAUAGAGGGGCGACGCGCGGCGUGUGCGUGUCGAAGGAUGGGAAACUCGUGGUUUCGUGCGGUGACGACGCGACGGUGCGGUUGUGGACGCUUCCGAAGGCACAGAUGGGGGAUAUGAGUGACCCGACGCGGAAGAUUCCGAAGGUGACGACCACGGCGGUGUGGCAGCAAGAUAACGGGUUUAGGGACUGCGACGCGCACUGGGGGAAGAACGAGUUCGCCACCGCGGGGGCGACGGUGCAGGUUUGGAACAUGGAGCGAGGCAAACCGAUGCACACGUUCGAGUGGGGGGUAGACACUGUGCUCUCGGUGCGAUGGAAUCCGGUGGAGUCGGAUAUAUUUGCUUCGUGCGGCACAGACCGAUCCGUCGCGCUGUACGACGUUCGCAUGGAGACGCCGCUGCGAAAGAUUAUCAUGCAGACGAAGUCGACCAAACUGUGCUGGAAUCCGAUGGAGGCGUUCAAUUUUACCGUCGCAAACGAGGAUACGAACUUGUACUCUUACGACAUGCGGAAGAUGGACAUUGCAACGUGCGUGCACAAGGAUUUCGUCAACACUGUCAUGGACAUCGAUUACUCCCCAACAGGGCGCGAGUUCGUUGCCGGGAGCUACGACAGAACGAUCCGUAUAUUCGAUUACAACGCUGGGCACUCCAAGGAUUGUUACCACACGAAGCGCAUGCAGCGUGUGUUCUGCACGCGCUUUUCCAUGGAUGGAACGUAUGUGUUCAGCGCGUCGGACGACUUCAACAUUCGAUGCUGGAAAGCGGAUGCAAGCGCGCAGUUGGGGACGCUUUCGGCUCGAGAAAAGCGCAAGCAUCAGUACAAUGCGUCUUUGAAGGACAGAUUCAAACACAUGCCCGAAAUUAGGCGCAUCGCAAACCACCAUCACGUGCCGAAGGCGAUUCACAAGGCGACAAAACUUCGCCGCACUAUGCAAGACGCCGAGACACGCAAGGCGAAGAGACGAGUCGCCCAUGCCGCCCCUGGAGCAGAGAAGAAGGAGUUCAAGCCCGCUCGGAAGAAGAAGAUCCUCGCCGAGGUGGAAUAG
Molecule: messenger RNA, 1371 nt
Organism: Ostreococcus tauri
Lineage: Eukaryota; Viridiplantae; Chlorophyta; Mamiellophyceae; Mamiellales; Bathycoccaceae
Product: Sof1-like protein
Exons: 1
Coding region: 1-1371 (456 amino acids)
Biological process (GO): maturation of SSU-rRNA from tricistronic rRNA transcript (SSU-rRNA, 5.8S rRNA, LSU-rRNA)
Cellular component (GO): nucleolus; small-subunit processome
Molecular function (GO): protein binding
Source: RefSeq, a predicted model, not a curated record